Sphenostylis stenocarpa is the source of this 537-nucleotide messenger RNA. Lineage: Eukaryota; Viridiplantae; Streptophyta; Magnoliopsida; Fabales; Fabaceae. The record is from the annotation of a GenBank genome assembly.
AUGGACUCACUUCAUACCUCAAAGCCUCAUGUUGUGUGUGUACCAUUCCCAGCUCAGGGCCAUGUAAAUCCCUUUAUGCAAUUUGCCAAACUCCUCCAUUGCUUGGGUUUCCACAUAACCUUUGUGAACACUGAGUUCAACCAUAACCGUUUUGUUAGGUCCCAUGGAGCAGACUUUGUUAAGGGUCUCCCAGAUUUCAUAUUUGAGACCAUACCCGAUGGAUUGCCACCUUCGGAUAAGGACGCAACUCAGGAUGUUCCAUUACUCUGUGAUUCAACCAGAAAAAAAUGUUAUGGCCCUUUCAAAGAGUUGGUGAUAAAGCUGAAUUCUUCAGAUGACGUGCCUCCAAUUAGUUGCAUAGUUGCUGAUGGGACUUUGGGCUUUGCUGGCAGAGUUGCAAAAGAUUUUGGCAUACCAGAUGUUCAACUUUGGACAGCCUCAGCAUGUGGUUUUCUUGGCUAUUUGCAAUUUGAUGAUCUGGUUAAAAGAGGCAUCCUUCCGUUCAAAGUUGUAAGAAGGUGCCAAGUAGUUUCGUGA